Molecule: messenger RNA, 1221 nt
Organism: Dovyalis caffra
Lineage: Eukaryota; Viridiplantae; Streptophyta; Magnoliopsida; Malpighiales; Salicaceae
Source: the annotation of a GenBank genome assembly
AUGGGAGACCGUUACUUCCCAAAUGAAAUGCCAGGCCACAUGCCUGAAACAACAACAACGACAACAGUCGCUGAAAGAAACAACGGAGACUCACUCACAAAGCUCCUGUCUUUGCCUUACAACACUCUCUCUCAAAGACUUAAAGCAUCAGCCUUGGGCCUCAAAGAUACAGUGGUGAGGGAGACAUGGGGAAAGAGGGUAAAAGAUUAUAGUUUGUACACUGGGGCAUUGGGGACUGCUUACUUGCUUUUUAAAGCUUACCAAGUUACCAAGAAUCAAAAUGAUCUUAACCUGUGCUCUGAGAUUGUCAAGGCUUGUGAUUCUGCUUCUACAGAUUCUGGACGUGUGACAUUUAUAUGUGGACGGGCUGGUGUUUGUGCUCUUGGUGCUGUUGCAGCAAAGCAUGCUGGGGAUGGAAGGCUAUUAGAUCAUUACCUAGCACAGUUCAAAGAGAUCAAACUUCCUAGUGAUUUGCCGUAUGAGUUAUUAUAUGGGAGAGCUGGUUUCUUAUGGGCUUGCUCAUUUCUAAAUAAGCACAUUGGUAAAGAAACCAUAUCAACGAGCCACAAAAGAGCAGUUGUGGAUGAAAUAAUUAAGGCUGGAAGAUUGGCACGCAAGGGAAGAUGUCCAUUGCUGUAUGAAUGGCAUGGAAAAAGGUACUGGGGUGCUGCCCAUGGAUUGGCUGGGAUCAUGCAUGUUUUGAUGGACAUGGGACUGAAACCAGAUGAGGUGGAGGAUGUCAAGAGUACAUUACGCUACAUGAUUAAGAACAGGUUUUCCAGUGGCAAUUAUCCUUCAAGUGAAGGAAACGAAUCGGAUCGUCUUGUGCAUUGGUGUCAUGGGGCUCCUGGGAUUGCUCUUACCCUUGCAAAAGCAGCUGAGGUUUUUGGAGAUAAGGAGUUUCUGCAGGCAGCUAUGGAUGCAGGGGAGGUGGUUUGGAACCGGGGGCUGCUAAGACGAGUUGGCAUAUGUCAUGGCAUCAGCGGGAAUGCAUAUGUUUUCCUUUCACUCUACCGGUUGACUGGUAAUGCAGAGUACUUAUACAGGGCCAAAGCAUUUGCAUGCUUUUUACAUGAUAGAGCACACAAACUUAUAUCAGAAGGGAAGAUGCAUGGAGGUGACCGGCCCUAUUCACUCUUUGAGGGUGUUGGAGGAAUGUGUUGUCUCUUUCUUGACAUGCUUGAACCAUCUGAAGCCAGGUUCCCUGCAUAUGAACUUUAG